ACCAGCUUCUGGGCAGCCAGCCGAGAAGGCACCCUGGAGGGGGGAAACUGACGUCUCCUCCAGACCCGCCCCUCUCGCCCGCCCCCGCCUGGCCGCGCACUCUCCGGACGCCCGGACCCUAGCUGCCCACUCCGGCCCCGCGAAGAUGGCGAGGCGGAGCCGCCACCGCCUUCUCCUGCUGCUGCUGCGGUACCUGGUGGUCGUCCUGGGCUAUCAUAAGGCCUAUGGAUUCUCUGCCCCAAAAGACCAACAAGUAGUCACAGCAGUUGAGUACCAAGAGGUUAUCUUAGCCUGUAAAAACCCAAAGAAGACCACUUCUUCCAGAUUAGAGUGGAAGAAACUGGGACGGAGCGUCUCCUUUGUAUACUAUCAACAGGCUCUCCAAGGUGAAUUUAAAGAUCGGGCUGAGAUGAUAGAUUUCAGUAUACGCAUCAAAAACGUUACAAGAAAUGACGCUGGGAAAUAUCGUUGUGAAGUUAGUGCCCCAUCUGAGCAAGGCCAAAACCUGGAAGAGGAUACAGUCACUCUGGAAGUACUAGUGGCUCCCGCGGUUCCAUCAUGUGAAGUCCCCGCUUCUGCCCUGAGUGGGACGGUGGUAGAGCUACGAUGUCAAGACAAAGAAGGAAAGCCGGCUCCUGAGUAUACGUGGUUUAAGGAUGGCGUCCGUUUGCUAGGGGAUUCCAGACUUGACUCUCAAAGCACUAACAGCUCAUACACAGUGAAUACAAAAUCUGGAACUCUGCAAUUUAACACAGUUUCCAAACUGGACAGUGGAGAAUAUUCCUGUGAAGCCCGAAAUUCUGUCGGAUAUCGCAGGUGUCCUGGAAAACGAAUGCAAGUAGAUGACCUCAACAUAAGUGGCAUCAUAGCAGCUGUAGUGGUUGUGGCCUUAGUGAUUUCUAUUUGUGGCCUUGGAGUGUGCUAUGCUCAGAGGAAAGGCUACUUUUCAAAAGAAACCGCCUUCCAGAAGAGUAGUUCCUCAUCUAAAGCCACUACAAUGAGUGAAACAGAUUUCAAGCACACAAAAUCCUUUGUAAUUUAAAAGAAUUCCAGUGUUGAAUACAUCAAAACCACAGUGGUUGCACAAGUUAUUAACUAUUAUAAAAGUUUUUGGUCUUACACUUGCAAAGGGUUACCUGAAGAAAUGAAAUUGGUGUUUUAUUAUAAUUUGUAUGACCAUGAACUCACUGGAAAUUGUUACUUUAAGCAAACAGUUCUGUCAGCAUCUAAAAUACAGUCUGGCCUUUGGUGUCUGGACUAGGGAGAAAGGGUCAAAAUACUUUGUAGUACUCUGGGGCUUGUGAAAUGUUAGCAGAUGUCCUAACUUCUAGAGAAAGUUACUGGUGUGGAGUUAAUCCGCAGAGCAUGAGAAUGUACAUGCAUGCAAGUGUCUGGUCUAGGGGUUCAGAGAAAUACCCUGACAGAUGCAAAAGGAACCUCUGGUCUCAUUUCUACCAGAAUCCUCUUUGCUCUCCUAAUAUAAUCCUUAUUCUGCUGCUCAUUUAUUAUUAAUUUCUCCACAGGAGGGAGGUAGUGGCAUUAAGUCGUACAGAUAAGUAUUUGUAUUUUGUGUUUACUUCCAUUUCUGAGAACCAAAAGCAUCAUGAAGACCUAAUGGCCAGCGCUCACGGGUGUGCACAGAACUCCACUGGUGUGUGCCCUUUGUGCAGCUCCGUGACCUUGACACCAGAACUCACCAUGGGAGCGCAUACCUUUCCUGCAUGAGCAGUGACUUCACAGCCUUCUGCCUCUGAAAAGCAUGUGGUAAAGGUUCAGGUGAGGUUGAGCUAGGGGGCUGCUGGUCUCGCUGGUGGGAAGGCGGCAAUACACAGGACAGGAGUAGUUGUCUGACAAGUAAAUGGGAUGGGAGAGCUGUCUGCAGCUCCCUGCAUCAGGCGCCCUUGGAGAACACAGGAGAAACAGUGGCCGGAAUGAGAAAUGAGUCUAAGCCUUUUGCCUCUCAACUGAUGAACCAGAAAGCCCUCCACAGCUGCUGUUACAACUUGAAAACUGCAACAAUUUACUUAACAGUGAGAGCAACUGGGCUGUGUCCAAAAGCUUAAUUGUUUAUAAUUUAUUUUGAAUACUCAGUUCAUACUAGAAACAAAAUAGGGUUAAGGGCAUGUCCUAUUCUGGGAAAGCCUGGAUGAAAAGGUUACUACCACCUUUGACAAACUUGGAACACGGCUAAGUAGCUUUCAAAGGAGUCUGCUUUUUCUAUCCGGUGGGCAAAGCAGAUCUGGAACCAGCAAAUGGAUUAAGCACUCAGUGAGUGCCUGCCCUGCCCGGACACCGGGUCGGUGGGAAGAUGCCUCUGUCAGGCCAUUUCCCUUGUCUUGUCUGUGGCACUGGAUGCUAUCAACAGACCCCUCUGCAGGAGACUGGGCCUCUGUAGCAUGACUUCGUCCCCAAAAUCAGAUCAUCACUUUAGUCAUGGGUCAGCCAGCGUAGUCUGUAAAGGGCCACAUAGCAGAUCUUUGCCAUCACAGGGUCCCUGUUGCAAUCACUGGACUCCGCCAUUGGAGCAGAAAAGCAGCCAUAGGCAGCAAGCAAAUGAAUGUGUCUGUUCCAAUCAAACUUCACGUAUAGACAGACAGGUUUUAGCCCACAAACCUAAUUUCCUAACUGGCUUUUCUGUCAGCUUUUGUGAAAUGUUGCUUAUGCUCUGAUUAGAAGGUUGGCUUUGGUUUAAGGAAUGCUUUCCUCAGGCACUACAGGGCCACGGGGAUAAAGACUCUCAAAGAUGGCCUCUUCGGGGUACCUACCAUCACACAAGACCAACUGCUUCGAUUUAAAUGACACACAUCCACAUUGCAGGGGAAAAUUAAGUAGUGCCUUAGCUUCACUAAUAGAUAAAAAGCUCCUUUCAAAAGCUAGAGGAUUCAUUUUAUGCAAUGUGAACAUCUAACACUUUCUUUGUGUCAAUACGUAUUACACCUUAUCUUAAAAUAUUAUAUAUAGCUAAGAAAAAAUCAUGUAAAAAUGCCUUCUCCCACACAAAGGACAUGGUAUUGAGCACUAAUUUUCUAAUUAUAAAAGUUUAUUUGUAGGUCGCUGCCAUCUAAACUUGUGUUUCCAUUUGCUUUUGAGGGACUUAAACAUUAACAGUUGGUAAAAUCUCAUUGUAAUUCUUACAGCAUUUCAAUUUUAUUUUCCUGCAGUGAAAUUGUGUUGUAUAAAGAUUAGAGCUCUAGCUUCUUUAAUAGUAAGUUUUGUUUUGAUAUUUUUGCUGUUGUACUAGAUUUAAUUUAUUUUUAGUUGAGGGUUUAACCUGACUAAAUCUGGAACGAUUGUUUUUCAAUACAACUUUGCCAAGAACUUCCUUCAUCUCACAGGUGGCUUUUUUUGAUUAAAGUCUACAUUAAUAAAAACAGCUGAAUUUGUAAAACUUUUUAGCUCCAUUUAAUGGUGCAGGGGACGAGUCAUCCACCUAUUGUUGUUCAUUAAAACCCAGGAAACUGCACCCUCUACCAUCUGCAGCUACAGGGCUAGCUCUUUAGCUGCUUAAGAUUAGAAUCUCAUCAUCUGUUUGGAUACCUGCCAACUUCUCAGAUGCCAAAAAAACAUGUUCUGA
Molecule: messenger RNA, 3574 nt
Organism: Lepus europaeus (European hare)
Lineage: Eukaryota; Metazoa; Chordata; Mammalia; Lagomorpha; Leporidae
Gene: JAM2
Product: junctional adhesion molecule 2
Exons: 10
Coding region: 146-1042 (298 amino acids)
Biological process (GO): leukocyte tethering or rolling
Cellular component (GO): cell surface; protein complex involved in cell adhesion; tight junction
Source: RefSeq, a predicted model, not a curated record